CCCGACUCCAAUGACUCAACCCCUGUUUCACAAUUUUGUUUGCUCUCGGGGGCCUUCAGAUCGAUUGCGCGACUUUGGUGUUCGAUUUCCAAGCCCGCGCGCGAUCGAAGUAGUGCUCCUCACAGGUUAAUUUGCAUACGAUUGAUUCUAUGCGUUGUUUGUGAAAAAAGCCUGAACUUUGGGACCUGAAAGAGGAUCAAGAUGGCGCAAGAGCCUGGUGCAUCGCUCAUGGAUCUGAUUACAUCAGAUCCUCCACCACCUGGUAACCCAACAUUUCCUCCUCUUGGAAAGCCAGAGCGAUCCUCUAAGAACGUUCCUCCCCGGAAGUCAAAUGUGCAGAUGACACCAGAGUUGCUAUCAUCAAUCAAAACCUCAGUGCCUGGAAAGACUGGUCUCGGUCUUCCAAAACAAAAGAAGCCAGUAUCCUACUCUCAUCUUGCCAGGUCUCUCCAAGAACUUUCUACUUCCGCUGAUCAGAAAGCCGCUGCAAAGCAGCUCGUUCACCAAGUGUUUCCCAAGCUUGCCGUUUACAGCUCCGUUGAUCCCUCAUUGGCUCCCGCCCUGCUUGCGCUUCAUAAAUCAUCUGAGGAUAGAAGUGUACUACGCUAUGUCUAUUAUUUCUUCGCUAGAUUACUGGCAGAGAGUGGUGCCCAAGGUGUUACCUCUGGAGGGGGAUUACCAACUCCCAACUGGGAUGCUUUGGCAGACUUGAACCUUGCUGGAGGGACUGUGGUAACACGAGCAGAAGUUGUGCCACAAAUUAUUGCUCAACUCACGGCUGAAGCUGCAAUGUCAGAUCCUCUGUUGCAUCCUCGUCGCAUCGCAGCUCUUAAGGCUCUCAGUUUCGCUCCCACAUCCAGCAACGAUGUGUUGGCCAAUUUGUACGGGAUUGUAUUUGGUAUUCUGGACAAGGUUGCUGAUGCAGGUAAGCUGAAGAGGAAGAAGGGCAUGUUUGGGAGGCAGAGUGUGGACAAAGAGUCUGCGUUACGAAGCAACUUGCAAUAUGCCGCAUUGAGUACUUUGCGAAGAUUACCGUUGGAUUCUGGGAACCCUGCCUUUCUUCACAGAGCCGUUCAAGGAAUUGCAUGUGCAGAUCCAGUGGGAGUGAGGCAUGCGUUGUCAGUGGUGACAGAGUUGGCUACGAAGGAUACCACUGCAGUGGCUAUGGCAGUUGCUAAGGUUUCUCUUAAUGGAGGUUCAUUGCAAGAAGUGCUGCAGAUUCACGAUGUGCUUGCCCGUGUUUAUCUUGCUCGACUUUGUUACAUUCUUUCUCGAGCAAAAGUUCUGGAUGAAAGACCAGAAGUGAGGACUCAGUUUACAACUAUUUUAUACCAACUUCUCCUUGAUCCAAGUGAGAGGGUGUGCUUUGAAGCCGUCAGUUGUAUUUUGGGCAAGUUUGAUGCUUCUGAAAGCCUUGAAGACCGUGCCGUUGGUUGGGUUUUACUCACAACUGCCAUACUCAAAUUUCCCGAGCCACCUUCUCUGCCAGCCAAGGAUUCGAGUGGGGCAGCUGGAAAGGAUGGUGCCACCAAAGAAGGGAUACCACCUAGAGGGCCAAAAGAUCGUCAGGCCCCUAGACCACGCAGGCCCCAACCCCUUAUUAAGUUAGUGAUGCGAAGGUUGGAGGCCGCAUUACGGAGCUCGUCAAGACCUGUGCUUCACGGAGCUGUGCGCAUUGUUCAGGAGCUUGGAAAAAGUAGGGCAUCUGCAGUGGCCAUCCGUGGAUAUACUGUUGAUGAGAUGGCUCAACAAGACGAAUCAAUGAUUAAUCCUACUGCUGAUGCCAUGAAGGGAGAGGAUGAGGCUGGAGAUGCUGAAGCAGGUCAUCGCAGAACUGUGUCUGUGUCAGCUGGUGGUAAGGAAUCGAUUGCCAGCAUGGUUGCAAGUCUUGUAGAGGGCGUUCGAACGACUACUGCAUGUGAGUGUGUGUAUGUCCGAGCUGCAGCCAUCAAAGCUCUGAUCUGGAUGCAAAGUCCCUAUGAACCUGUUGAAGAGCUGAAGGCCAUUGUUAAUGGUGAAUUGGCUGAUCCAAACUGGCCUUCAGCAUUGCUGAACGAUAUACUGCUCACUUUGCACGCACGGUUUAAGGCCACUCCGGAGAUGGCUGUGAUAUUACUGGACAUAUCUAGGCUAUUUGCCACGAAGGUACCUGGGAAAAUUGACUCAGAUGUGCUACAACUUUUAUGGAAGACAUGUCUUGUAGGGUCAGGCCCUGAUGGAAAGCAUAAUGCGUUGGAGGCAGUUACAGUUGUGCUUGAUCUCCCUCCUCCACAGCCACUACAGAUGGUUGGAGGAAGAGCAACAGAGCGUGCUGAUCCAAAAUCAGCAAUUGCUCUGCAGCGGCUCGUGCAAGCUGCUGUGUGGUUUCUUGGAGAGAAUGCAAAUUAUGCGGCAGGAGAGUAUGCUUGGGAAUCAGCUACUUCUCCUAGUACAGCUCUUAUGAUGCUUGAUGGUGAUAAAAUGGUGGCUGCUGCAAGCUCUAGAAAUCCGACUCUUGCAGGAGCUAUUACUCGUCUUCAACGAUGUGCUAUCAGUGGCAGCUGGGAGGUGCGCAUCAUUGCAGCACAAGCUCUUGUAACUGUAGCGAUCAGAUCUGGUGAACCAUAUAGGAUUCAGAUCUACGAGUUUAUGCAUACCCUUGCUCAGGGAAGGACAAGAGAAAAGGUCGUAGGUGCAGAAGCUACUAAUGGAGAGGAUCAAGGUGCCAGUGGAACUGGUCUCAGCUCUAUAAUUGCACCAAUGUUGAGAGUUUUGGAUGAGAUUUACAAGGGUCAGGAUCAAUUUGUCAAGGAUACACGGGAACAUGACAACGCUAAACGGGAGUGGUCCGACGAUGACCUGAAGAAACUCUAUGAUACUCAUGAAAAACUUUUGGAUCUUGUGUCACUCUAUUGUUUUGUUCCUCGCUCGAAGUAUCUACCGCUUGGGCCUACUAGUGCGAAGCUAAUCAACUUAUAUCGUAAUGAGCACCGGAUCGAUGCAUCUGCUGGUUAUAAUGACCCAGCAGUAGCUACUGGAAUAUCAGAUCUACUUGACUACGGAGCAAGAGGAGGUGGUGUACAAUAUCCUCCUGUUAAUAUCGAGACUGGAGAUGACUUGAAUGUCACCUCAGAAUGGGGGAAUAAUCAACCUGGCGUGGAUAGGGUAAACGCGUUCAUGAAAGGUGGAGGUACUGAUGCUCCAGAAGAUGACGCAGAAGAAGAAGAGGAAGCGCGACCUUCUAUUUCGUAUGAUGACAUGUGGGCUAAGACACUUUUGGAUGGCUCUGACAGCUCGGACGACGAAGGUGGAUCAUCUGGGUCAUCGUCACCAACAUCAGCCGCAUCAUCAAGGCAUGGCAGCACUCGCUUUCCUGGAGGAUUGUUUACUGGAGGCCAGGCUUCGCGGCGGGAGGAUCCUUUUAAAUACCCCUCUACGGCUACUUCUGGCAUGAAAGAUAUGUCGACGAAAUCAGAGUCACCUAAGACAUCUGGACGGAAGUUUACUACAUCGGCAAGGAAUGAUUCAAUGAACUCGGAUAGUACUACUCGAGAUUCUCCUCGAAUGAGUUUCGAUGCGGGUAGUGAUGAUCGUCAAGAGCCUCAGUUCGGCAAAGCACUCUACGAUUUUACUGCUGGUGGCGAUGAAGAGCUCAACCUCACAGCGGGAGAAGAACUUGAGAUUGAAUACGAAGUGGAUGGUUGGUUCAUGGUGAAGAAAAAAAGACCAGGGCGCGAUGGAAAGUCGCAGGGGCUUGUUCCAGUUCUUUAUGUGUCUUAGUAUUCAUUAGCCCUCUAAUUGAGUUUCCUCUGUUCAAGCAGACAAUAGAGUAUUAUGCCUGGUCUUUGGGGACUAGCGACAUGCAUGCUCUUCACACUGUUUUUGCAACUAUUGAGACACUUUCUCUUGAAAGAAAACAGUAUUUACAAGAACCCAACAAAGACGUAGUCAGUCAAUAAGUCUUUGCCCAUCCGGCAAUGUUAUGCUUUGCUGACUGGUCUGUACUCGGUUGAAGGUCUUGGCUACAUUCUAGCUUUAGUUUUAAUGCUUGUCGAGAUGGAAGGGUUUUGGUAAUCAUGCCUACUGAUGGUAUGUACUUGUUUGAGCAGCCAACAGGAAUAAUUAGGGAACGUGUACUUAUGGCA
Messenger RNA from Physcomitrium patens, 4124 nucleotides. RefSeq lists its product as uncharacterized. NCBI's taxonomy places the organism in Eukaryota, Viridiplantae, Streptophyta, Bryopsida, Funariales, Funariaceae. The record is from RefSeq and is a predicted model, not a curated record. Gene Ontology annotation, molecular function: protein binding.